AUGAUAAUUGAAAAUAGGAAAAAAGACUUAGAAAUUAGGAUAUAUGAAGAAGAAAUAUAUGAAGAUUUACAAAAAGCAUAUAAAGAAAAUUUUUCUAAAUACGUUAAUGAAGAUAAUUAUGAAAUUUCUACUUAUAAAGCAAGUGCAAAUAUAUUAGAUUACAAAAUAUAUCAUGAAGAUUUUCAGAAUAAAAAUAAAAAAAAUGAUUCUGAAAUUAUACAUAAAAAUAUUGAUGCAAAUAAAUCAUUUAAGAAAUUCGUAGGAAAAAAAAUAAACAUUAAAAACGAAUAUUAUGACUUAAUUAUAGAAGAUGGAAAAAAUAAAAAGGAAAUAAUAGACAGAUAUAUUCCAUUUUGUAAAUAUAAUACAGGAGUCCUUUCAAGAAUUAUUGAAAUAAAGAAUAUACUUUCAAAUAUUAAAAAUCACAUAAAUUCUAAAACAAAACUUAUAAAUAAUAAAAAAUUAUUAGCUACAGACGUUCUUUCCGAUUUACUAGAAAUAGAUAAUAAAAUUAGUGCAAUUAUAAAAUAUGGUGAGAUAUAUGAUCUUAAUUUUUUUGAUAAUGUAAAAUAUUAUAAAUAUGUAAAUAAUUCAAUAAAAUAUAAAAAUUUAAACAUUUUUGAAAUUAUUCAGAAGUUAAAAAGAAUUCCCAAUAAUGAUCAAUUAUAUAAGAAAAUUAAAAUUGUAAAUUUCAAUAAUAUAUUAUCAAUUCAGAAAAAAAAUCUUUACAACAAAUUCAAAGAGAUUGUUUACAAAAUAGAUGAUUUUCAGUCUUUAUCAUAUGAAAAUUGUUUUAAUGAAAAAGAAAAUAUUGCAAGUAUUUUACUUUCCUUUUACUUAUUUAUAAGUUUAUCCUUAAACGAGAAUAUGAACAAAAGAAUACUUAAUUAUAUAUAUUUAAUAAAUUUAAAAAUAAAAAAGUGCAAAGAAUACUUAGAAAAUGAAAAAAAUAAUAAAAUACUAAAAAUGCUUUCUAAUUUUAAAUCACUUACAAAUAUUUAUUAUGAUGAAGAAUCUUUUAAAGAAGUAUUUCUUCUAAAUUUAAAUCAAGACAAUGAGGCAUUAUUACAAUUAUAUAAAAAAUUACUAGAUAAUGAAAUAAAAGUUGAUUUAAUAUCGCAUGAAAUCAACAAAAUAAAUAAUAUAAUUGAAUUAAUAAAUAAAAAUUUAGAUAAAAACAAUGAAAUAAUAAAAUCAUUAUUUAGUAAAUUAUAA
Molecule: messenger RNA, 1215 nt
Organism: Plasmodium relictum
Lineage: Eukaryota; Apicomplexa; Aconoidasida; Haemosporida; Plasmodiidae
Product: conserved Plasmodium protein, unknown function
Exons: 1
Coding region: 1-1215 (404 amino acids)
Source: RefSeq, a predicted model, not a curated record